AUGCAAGACGGCAACAGUACUUCCUGCACCAAAGAAGAUGCUACUCCGGACAAACCCAAUGCCAAUGCUACUCGUCAAGUCCAUCCUGACAAGCUCGUGUACCGGUGCGACAACAACAACGUGCAAGAGCGAAUUCCCAACCGUGGAAAGCUACCUUUUGAUGACUGCAUGAAGGAACCAUGUUACGACCAUGGAAAGCCAACAACUGCCUCCAUCACCUGCAAGGAGACACUUUUACCACAUGCCAACUACCACAGAAAGACGACAAUCAUCGCCUACAAGGAGAUUCCGGUGCUGACCACUGACUCCUACAUCAGUGACACGAACAACCCCAUUUUGGCCAUCAACGAUGCUGCCCACAGUGACAUCAUUGCCGACGACCACGAGCAACCUUCGGUCGACAACAACAAGAAGAAGAGCUCCCAACACCCAUUUCAACGAUGUGGAACCACCAUGCUUGAAGGCAUGCUGGCCAUCGGCGCCUACAACUUGAAAGAACCACUUUCUGGCCGUGGAGCAAUGGCAACUGCCUCCUCCACGGAGCCCAUCUUCAAUCUCUUUGGCUCCAAUUCCGACAACAACCUUCUCCUCUUUGGAGCCAACACAAUGAAAAUAGGGGAGCCAACAUUCCCCCUCACCACCAAUGACAAGAUUGCCAUCCUCUUGUCCUCCCACAAGCCACCUUCUACCUUCUUUUGGCCACUCUUCCAUGCUGACAUGUGGGAGAUAGGGGAGCAACCUCCUCAAAACCAGGGGAGCAAACAACUCUCUUCCCUCACAGUCAAUCAUUAG
This is a messenger RNA of Seminavis robusta, 792 nucleotides long. The record is from the annotation of a GenBank genome assembly. NCBI's taxonomy places the organism in Eukaryota, Bacillariophyta, Bacillariophyceae, Naviculales, Naviculaceae.